Molecule: messenger RNA, 1545 nt
Organism: Pyricularia grisea
Lineage: Eukaryota; Fungi; Ascomycota; Sordariomycetes; Magnaporthales; Pyriculariaceae
Exons: 4
Coding region: 1-1545 (514 amino acids)
Molecular function (GO): iron ion binding; heme binding; monooxygenase activity
Source: RefSeq, a predicted model, not a curated record
AUGAAGGUUAUCUUGAACGCUGCAUACAACGUUUUCUUCCACCCCUUGAGCAAAUUUCCGGGAUGCAAACUCCACGCCGCCACACGCUUCGUGAAGGAUGUUAAGCUUCUCCGAGGCACAUUUUCCGAAUCUGCAAAAGAUUUACAUCUCAAGUAUGGUGAAAUCGUGCGAGUGGCCCCCAAUGAGCUGUCGUACAUUGAUCCACGAUUCUACUCAGAUGUGCUCCAGAUAUCAGGAGAGGGUGAGAUGAAGAAGGAGUUCUUCGGUGUCGCCCAAAAGGCACAGUCAAGCCCAGUACCAAACAAAAGCCAUGAUGGCGGGUCCACGGUCGAAUCCAUGACCAUAAUGUCGAAAAAAGACGACCACGAUCGAUUCAGGCGCUUGUUCCAGCCAGCCUUCACCAACGUCGCCCUCAAAGCGCAACACCCGCUUAUCGCCAGCCACGCCGAUCUGGUCGUCGCUCGUCUGACCGAGUCGCACGCUGCUGGGGACAACAUCAACGUCACCGAACUGGCAACCUACUACUCUGUCGAUAUGAUGAGCGAGCUGGUCUUUGGACACUCGCUGGGUCUGCUCGAUGGUAACCCACAGUACGUGAGCUGGGUUCACGCCAUGCUCAGCGGCCUCAGAUGGGUGGUGUUGACGGCCGUGCUGAUGCAAGUCCCCCUGCUCGGGUCCCUACUGCACGCGCUUGCCACAGGGCCGAUGAAGGGCAUCGUCGGUGCACACUAUCGACUCGCCUCCGAGCUGGUCGAUCGACGACUGGACCAGAAACCCGAACAGGCAGGCAAACCCGACGUUUGGAGCUUUGUGAUUGGAAGACAGCAGCAGAGUGAAAAGAGGGGGAAAGGAGUCAAGGGCCUCACGCGCGACGACAUGCACGUCGCCGCCAGCAUGCUGAUGAUUGUAGGUACCGAGACGUCGGCGACCGUCUUGUGCGGGGUUAUGUACUACCUGGGACAAAAGGCGAAUCGCCACGUGCACGACAAGCUGGCUCUUGAGAUCAGGUCGACGAUUCGUCACAGUGAGGAGGUUCACAACGACCCUGGUCUCCUGGUGCGGUUGCCGUAUCUCAACGCUGUCUUGCAGGAGGGGUUGCGAAUGUACAUGCCGGGCGGCAUCACACCACGCGUUGUGCCCGAAGGGGGUGCUACUAUUUGCGGUGAAUAUGUCCCCGCUGGUACCAGAGUUGCAUACCAUUCUCCGGCCGCCUUCAACAGUCCUAUUAAUUUUACUCGAGCAGGCGAGUUUCUACCUGAGAGAUGGCUUAAUCCGGAUGACCCUGAGUUCGCUGGGGAUCGCAGACAGGUUGUACAGCCUUUUUCGGUUGGGCCACGCUCGUGCACUGGGAAGGAUCUCGCCUGGGCUGAGCUUCGAAUGUUUGUUGCCAAGGUCAUCUGGCACUUUGAUGUUGUUGUCUGCCCCGAGUCUGAAGACUGGAUCGUAGGCCAAAAGACGUACAUAUCGUAUCAGAAAGGCCCUAUGAUGUGUAAAUUCACACCAGUCGCCGCGAGGGGUUCCGGUACAAGUAGCGUGCUAUCGUGA